Molecule: messenger RNA, 5945 nt
Organism: Ectocarpus sp. CCAP 1310/34
Lineage: Eukaryota; Phaeophyceae; Ectocarpales; Ectocarpaceae
Source: the annotation of a GenBank genome assembly
AUGGUGGCUGGCCGGCCUCCGCCUGGCGGUGCCGGUUCGUCGGGGCCCCUCGGUGGCAGCGGGGGGGGGGAGGGAGGAGUUUCUUCCAUCCGAAUCGCGGGGGGCCCGAUUGUGAGCAACAAGUCGCCGGGGAGCCGCGGCAGCGGCGGCACGGGUAGGCUGUUCGCACGGGAGGGAGGAGGAGGAGCGUCGGCAAGAGAGGGGCAAGGCGGGCUAGGGGCGGUGGCCGGAUGGCAACCGAGCAUGGUGUCCAAGCAUCCGCUCUCGGGCCGCGGUUCGCCAAGAGGGGGAGGCUGCGCCGAGGGCGCCAGCGGGAGCGCGUGGAAGGGCGUCGUUGAUCCCGCGGAUUCGGCUCGUAGCAGUGGUGGCAACGGCAGCUCGGGAAAGGGCAAGAAGGCGCCGCCGCGCGUGGUAGACACGAAGAAGGCAGGCGGCCUGGAGAAGAAGGGCACCGGUUCUGACAGUCCCGCGGCCAGGCAGCCGUCGUCGGGCGCCGCCUCCGUCGCGAAGAAGGCGCCGUCGCCGGUGGACCUACACGAGAAGAGGCUUCUGAUGCUCUGGAAGGACGACGCCGCUCGCAGUCAGAGGACGAGGGAGGAGCAAUUGGUGAAAGUGCGUUUGGCGAGAGAGAAGCUCAAGAAGGACGAGCAGAAGAAAACGAUCGAGAUGCAGAGGCGGAACCUAGAGCUGGAAGAAAUAAAGAAGGCCAAGGCUGCUCAGACGCAGGCACCGACGGCAGCACAGAUCCAUAUCAAGGAAGUGCAGCAGCGGUACCAGCAGGAAGUGGCCAAGCAGCUCGCGUUGCUAAGGAGGAACCAGGUCUCCUAUUGGUCCAACGGGCGGCCCGCCCUCUCGACGAUUAAGCCUUCGGACACGAAGCUGGUCCCGACGCCGAUCGUGCCGCAAGACCUCUACCGCAAGGCCGUCCAGAACAUGCUCACACUGCGAGAGAGCACGACCCCGCCGCUGCCGGCACCGCCGCCGCCGCCGCAGGAGGAGGAAACGGGAGGCAACCCCUCAAACAACGGCAACGACAACAUCAGCGUCCCUAACCCCACGGCCAUCGCCACUGUCACCUCCUACUCCACCGCUAGCUUCACCACCGCCGCCCCGAACCACUUCCCCCGGGACUACCACGACUACUACCAGCUGGGGUCCGCAGGAGCGGAGCAACAACCCCAGCGGUCCCCCUCGGAGGCCUACGUCCCGCCGCCGGUGCUGCCAGUGGGCUUGGUCGCCGGCGGGCUCAUUUCCUGGAAGCAGGAGACGGCCGGGUGUCUGGACGAGGAGUGGCCCAUCUCCAAGUCUGCCGGGGGCGUCGCGUCGAUGAUUCGGCGCGGGAACACGGUCGCCGGCGGCCGUUGGGGCGACAGCGGCGCCUGCGGCGCCGAAGGCGGCGCCGAAGGCGGCGCCGAAGGCGGCGGCGGCGGCGGUGCGAUGAUGGGCAAGGUCGGCGUCCAUUGGGGUGACAACGGGGAGGGCGGCGGGAGGCUGGGCAGCGUCGGGAUGGUGGUGGCGGCGGCGGCGGCGGCAGCGGCAGCGGCAGCGGAAGAGCAGGACCCGCAGCAGCAGCAGCAGCAGCAGCAGCAGCAGCAGCAGCAGCAGCAGGGAAAGAAGAAGCAGCAUGAGGGCGCGGCAGGAGGAGGGACGUUGGACGCGACGACAAGCGGCGCUCCAAGCCAGCGGCAGCUAGAGCGGCAGCGCGCAGCCCGCACCGGCCGCAGUUCGGACCUCAGAAGGGUCUUCCAAGGGCACUCUCAGGCGGAAAUCUUGAGCAGCACCCGAGAGGCUUUGCGGUCCCGCCUUCACUUCUGGGCGAGGGAGAUUCCCAUUUUUGUUGAACAAGGCGGGGAUAUUGAGGCGGGCGUCGGAGAAAUUCCCGUCAACAUGACGGUGAUCAGGGCUACCAUCGGCCCCGGAGAAAGCAGCGCCUGGGCGGGAAAGUCGCUCGACAACUGGAAGGGGCUUGAACCACUCACGGUCGAGCGAGAGGGCGUGCGAGAGCGACUGUUGGGCAGCGGGACGGCGGACGCUCCUUUGGAGCUCGAGGAGGAGGAGGGCCACCUCCUCCGCUCGCCAGGACUUGCGGGCGGUAAGAACGGGAGAGAGAGGCACAGGCUGUACGACCUGAACGGCGCCAUGCCCCCUAAGGAGAGACCGGUCGCUGCCGCCGCGCGUGCCAACGGGGACCGAUUCAAAGAACGUUCAUCCCCCGAUGGGGACCGAUUCGAAGAUCGUUCCUUCCACGCCGACCGAUCCAAAGAACGUUCCUCCCCCGCCGCCGGGAAGGAAGGGUCGAGGAACGAGGGAGAAAACAAGCAGGCCUCUCCUGGUGGAAAGGCCGGCGGUGGCGGUGGCGGUGGCGGGUCGGUGGCGGCGACCAAAGCCGUGGUGGAAGAGAUCGACGUGCUGGUCGCCGAGCGUAUGAGGAGCAUGAGAGCGGUGGACGUGGACCUAGCCGCCGCGGAACGCCCGACCCCCAAGAAGCCGGCAAACACUUGGGUAUCGUCGCGACCACCACCACCGCCACCGAGUGCCGCCGCUUCCAACCACGAGAAGCCGGCCGUCAAGAAGGGCGGCGAUGGUGGCGCAGACAGGCCCAAGAACAAGGAUAGAGGUACGGCUACGGCUUUGGCUACUGCUACGGCUACUCCCACGAAGCGGUACAGGAUCUCGUCCAGCAGUAAUCUCCCGCCGGGCUGGGAAAUCAUUCGCAGCAAGCAGCCUGAGAAGAACAAGGCGUACGCGUGCCGGUGGUACGUCUACAAGUACGGCAAUGGGAGCAACCUGCCGGACUUGAAGUUCAAGAACCUCCGCGACGUGGAAGACUUCGUCCACUCCGACCUUCCAGGGGCUAAGAUCCACCGCAGGGCCCUGGAGAAGAGGAAGCGCCAGACGGAAGCAUCGGUGCACUGUGCCGAGUGGAGGGCGAAGAGGAAGAUGCUGCAGGAGUCGAUGCUGCAGGAGUCGAUGCUGCGGGAGUCGAUGGGGCAGCCUCAAGAGCAGGAGCAGCAGCUGCACGCGAAGGAGAUGUUGUCGCACGUAUCGGGGGGUCCCGUGGAUGGCGGGGGGAGGGACGCCGAAAAGAAGAAGAAGAAGAAGAAGAAAGCAAAAAGGAAGGACAAGGGCAAAGGGAAGGCUCGGGAGGAGGAGGAGCAGGAGGAGGAGGAGGUGACGGUUGUUGACCCCCCCGGGCAGGUGGCCAAGCAGGGGAGGGAGGAAGGUUCUCGGGGGCCUACUGAGGCGCCGGCAGCUGUGGCGCCGGCGGCGAAAGUCGACCACAAGGCUGAGGAAGCCCGCAGGCCAGACAAGCCGGCAGUGCCGGCGGUGACGGUGGACGCAGAGGAGGCUGCUGCCGGUGAUGAGGGUCAGGAGAGCAAGAAGGCGAAGAAGAAGAAAAAGAAAAGGAAGCACGAGAGCAUCGCCAGGAAGCUCCAGGAUUGCCUCGCUCCGGGCCGCAAGGAGGAGGGCUACCACGCCUCCAAAGGCAAGCGCGGUCGGGGCGACGCCAAGCGAGAGGCAAAGCGCGAAGCCAGGCAUGCCGCCGCGGAGGCCUCCAAGCCGGGCUCGCGCGGACACCCGAUCGGCUCCAAGCACAUCGCCGCGGGAGGGGCAGCAUCAUCCGGUGGGGAGGUAGCCGACAACGGCGGCACGAAGCGGGGGGCGCCCGGAGGAGAUGGGUCGCGGAAGAGACGCAAGAAGGGACAGAGCGCCGAAGGGGAACUAGAUGAGGCCGUGCAGAGGGAGAUGGAGGAGAUCGUCGGUGCCUACUCCAACAAGAAGGCCCGCAGGGAGCUCCUCGCGAAGCUCCGAGAGCAGGCGCAGCUUGAGGCCCGUGCCCGGCGGGGGGAGGGGACAGAAGAAGCGGGUUCGGACGGUGACGAACGGAAGGCGAGCGGCGGGGUGGACGGGAAGAGCGGCGACAGCGAGGAGGCUGACGACGUGACGGCCGCGGCGGCGGCAGCGGUGACGGCGGCGCGGAAAGCUCUUAGAGGCGAGCUGUCUCGCGCUGGGAAGCCGGCCAACAGUAGUGCCGCCGAGGUUUACCACGAACGCCACCGGGGGGAUGAGGAGAUGGACGAGAACGAAAAGAAGCAACAUCGGAAGGGAAAGAAGGAGAAAAGAAGGGCCGCCGAGGAGGAAGAGCGCCGCCGUUCUUCUCCGCGCGUUGCCGAGCUAACCUUCCGGGAAGACUCCCACGGUGGAAAUAGCGGCAGCGGCAGCGGCAGCGGCGGCGAUAAAAAGAAAAGGAAGGCGGGUGCUCUCCCCUCUGCCGGAAGCAGCAAGAGGCACUCGGUCGGUAGGGGCAAGAGGGACGACGAUAACCGCCGGCAGUCGAGCAGGGUGGCAUCUGCUGUGGCGACGGCGGCGUUGAGCGGAAGGCUUUACCUGUAGACUUUUUUUCUUUCUACCGGUAUUCAUUUAUUUUUUAUUCGCGUCCGUUUUUACCAUCAUGUUGACUCGCGCGGUGUUUGGGGAAUGGUUGUUUAGACAAUAGUGAGCGGUGCAGGUUGAGCCUUCUCGUGUGAACUCACUGCGCCGAAAAGGAAGACAGCUAUUUUUGUAAGGAACUGGCUGGAGGAGAAGGAGCAGGCGCAUGUUGCUGUGGAUGCCGUUGUACCACUCGGUGACUGCUGCUGGUUGCAGGCCAGCAGGUCGAGGGUGGGUUGUUCUAGUGUUUCCGGGUAUAUACCGUAGGUGACGCAAGAUAUUACACCCCUUGGGCCGAUGUCCAAAGCUUGAUUACUCCACAAUGAAUAGGAAAACGGUAUGUUUUCGGAAAUCUCUCGACGGGACGCCGCCUUUUGCCACUUUGGAGAAAUCGAGCUUUGAAAACUGCUCCAGGCGGUGUGAUGCCUUAUGUUUCCUACGCUAGGCACGUGUGCACGGAGUGCGGCGGAACUUCAUACGGCAGUUGUAUACGUUCACAUUUCGUCUCGUAGACUACAGCAUGGAGUGUACAGCAAGUGUUUAGCGCAAUGGGCUCCCUUGGAGAGGAGGGGUAGGGUUUCAAUUAACACGUGUACAGUGUCUCGACUAAGUAUUUAUUGAUUGUCGUUCCUUUGUCGAAGGCGUCAGGCAGGAAACACCUCGCGCCAGGCCGUGGCCAUUGUCUGCCCCGCCUCUCUGCGAUGCAGUGUUUUCGUUUGUGUUGUGUGCAUGUUGGGGGCUGCUAUUUUUAUGGCCCCGUAUGGCAGAUGGUUCAAUCACGGGACGUUGUUCCGACGGGGUUAUUUUGUUAUUUUGACUUUGCCGACUUUGUUUGCGUGCGAGAUGAGAUACUUGGUGUCCGGCUCACGUUGAAGACGAUGCUGUUUUCGUCCCACCUGCAGCAGUGUUCUGGGCGCCAGUCUACACUCCAUUCUUUGGCACGUGAUGUAGCGCACCAACCAAAUGGGGUAGCACGGGAAUUGUUUUCAUACGGCGGUGGUUGCCUUCAGGUCGCGUGAAGAGGUUGGCGGACCGUUCGAUUGCUAUUUUCACUCGCUUUCUCUCUCUCCUUGCUCUCUCUCCUGAUGGUUCAAGAAGGCUUGUCUAAGCUAAAAGUUUUUUUUAUCGCCGCGGAUGAGUUACACAGUUCGUUCGUACGGGGAUGUCAUGUGUUCGUCGGUAGGGAGGGUGGAUGGGGUUUUACAUUGUACCUGGAACAGUAGGAACUUAGGCUUUAUUUGCGGUGAAUUCGGUCUAAUAUUUCGUUGCCGAUCCACCCGAGUCCAAGUCUUGUGGUUGACCCAGGCAAUGUAAAACUGUUUGACUUUUGAAUGACACGGUGAUAGCUGUAGUUGGUUGUCGUUCUACACGAAAAUCGCUAUGCAGUAGACUAUGUAUUGCUCGCGUUUAUUUUGAAGGUUUGUUGUGCAACAUGGAGGCAAUGCACAAGGCGAAGUCAUGGUGGUAUGCCGGUAUUUGGAUCAACCGACGAGGGCACAUUAACGGAAAGAUGG